Messenger RNA from Pieris macdunnoughi, 1962 nucleotides. Lineage: Eukaryota; Metazoa; Arthropoda; Insecta; Lepidoptera; Pieridae. The record is from the annotation of a GenBank genome assembly.
AUGGCUGGCACUGAAGAUGAAGUGUUGAGAGAAGCAUUUAUGGUUAAGAGGUCUCAAAACAAGAAAAUAUUUACUCCAGUGAACUACAAAGAACGAUGGUUUGUCCUCACUCGCCAAGUACUGAUUUACUAUGACUCAGAUGGCCCAAAACGGAAAGAACGUGGUCGCAUCUCAACAUAUAUGAUACACACAGUGGAACAGGCGCAGCUUGGAGAACUCAGCAAGCAAGUUCCGGAAGGUGAUAACGAGAAAACGCCAGGAUAUAGGUAUCCCUUUCAGGUGGGUUACACGGAGCAGAAUUCUGACUAUACACUGUACCUGGCAGCACGCGAGCAUUCUGAACGUUUGAGCUGGAUACAUGAUAUUAGAACUGUGUGUAUAUCGAACACACGGCGUGCCCGAUAUCACCCAGCUGUCUGGUCUGCUCGUCGCUGGUCGUGUUGUGACGCGGAGCGCCGGUCAGCCCCGGGCUGCGCCCUCACAGCGGUUUGGCCGCUGCCGGAGCCCGACUUGCAAUUGAUAUUGCACGAACCAAGUAGUCUUACUCCAUCGGUCACGGCGGCUGUCACGAUGCCCGGAGGAGGGAGUGGACCUCCUGGGACGCCAUCAGCUAAACCCAAAGAAAAGCGGACCAAAGUCGUCGUAGCUCUGUACCCCUUCAAGGCAAUUGAAAGUGGAGAUCUCUCUUUGGAAAAGGGUGCAGAAUAUGAAGUGAUAGACGAUUCGCAAGAGCAUUGGUGGAAAGUGAAAGAUGAAAAUGGAUCCGUUGGAUAUAUUCCAAGUAAUUAUGUUAAGGAAAAGGAAACGAUAGGAUUGCAAAAAUACGAAUGGUACGUUGGUGAAAUGUCACGACAGCGAGCUGAAUCUCUCCUCAAGCAAGAAGAUAAGGAAGGAUGUUUUGUUGUUCGCAACUCUUCUACCAAGGGAAUGUACACGCUUUCACUAUAUACCAAAGUCACUCACCCCCAAACCAAACAUUACCACAUAAAGCACAACGGACGGGGCGAAUUCUACCUCUCGGAUAAGCAUUGCUGUCCGACAAUUCCGGACCUGAUCAACUACCAUAGGCAUAAUAGUGGCGGACUCUGCUCGCGACUCAAAGCCACGCCCUGCGAUCGCCCUGCCCCGCCCACGGCUGGACUAUCGCACGAUAAGUGGGAGAUAGAUCCGUCGGAAUUAGUAUUAUUAGAAGAAUUAGGGGCGGGUCAAUUCGGCGUUGUACGUCGCGGUAAGUGGCGUGGAAGGAUUGACACUGCUGUCAAGAUGAUGAAGGAGGGGACCAUGUCUGAAGACGACUUCAUUGAUGAGGCCAAGGUUAUGACCAAACUCCAGCAUCAGAACUUAGUACAGCUAUACGGCGUGUGUUCAAAGCAUAGACCGAUAUACAUAGUAACUGAAUAUAUGCGACAUGGGUCAUUGUUCAACUACCUGCGACGUACGUCUCCAGACCAGCUCGGCCCGGCUGUCCUGCUCGAUAUGUGUAUACAGGUGUGCAAAGGUAUGUCGUACUUAGAGAGACAUAACUAUAUUCAUCGGGAUUUGGCCGCGCGGAAUUGUUUGGUUGGAGAUGAAAAUGUUGUCAAAGUAGCAGAUUUUGGCCUGGCUCGGUAUGUCCUUGACGACCAGUACACGAGUUCUGGCGGUACCAAGUUCCCAAUAAAAUGGGCGCCGCCCGAAGUCCUCAACUAUACGAGAUUCUCCUCUAAAUCCGAUGUUUGGGCGUUUGGAGUACUGAUGUGGGAAGUCUUCACGUGCGGCAAAGUGCCGUAUGGACGGAUGAAGAACUCUGAAGUGGUAGAAAUGGUUCAGAGGGGGCAAGUACUAGAAAAGCCCAAGGGAUGUUUGAAUGAGAUAUAUAAUGUAAUGCGAGCAUGUUGGCGACACGCGCCCGACGAACGGCCUUCGUUCCGCGUGCUCAAAGAAGAAUUGGCUCAAAUCGCUCACACCGUACUCGCUGAUUGA